Messenger RNA from Paramecium octaurelia, 1449 nucleotides. The record is from the annotation of a GenBank genome assembly. NCBI's taxonomy places the organism in Eukaryota, Ciliophora, Oligohymenophorea, Peniculida, Parameciidae.
AAUAAAAUGAAUAUUCCUAUGCCAUAAGCCAAACCACUUACUCAAGAUAAUUCAAAACUCCAAAGCGAAGUCAUUGGACUCUUCAAGUCAGGAGAUCUUAAAUGGAAUACUGGUGGGACCAUCCAGGAGAAAAAGGAAGGACUCAAUUACAUUGUUUAAGGUUUAAGGAAAAUGCAAUUGUGGAUUGAAAGUAUUUUCUCUAUAUUCUAUCAUAAAAGGAGAGUAUGAUGCAGAGAAGAGGAAAUAACUCUAACUUUAAUAUGAUGCAAGAAAAGAAGAAACAUGUAAAAGACUAGAGGCACUGGAGAAAUAUGAAAAAGGUGAAAUUGUUUAAGAGACAAGUGGGAAUGGAGGCAGCAACCAAUAACAAUAGAAGUAAAAUUGUUCAAUACCUUAGAAAAUAAGGAGAAAAAGAUACAAAGAGUGAAUUAUCUAAUGCACUCUCAGAAGCUAUUGUGAAAGAUAAACCUAAUGUUAAAUGGACCGAUAUUGCAGGAUUAGAUGCAGCCAAAUCAGCCUUACAAGAAGCUGUCCUCCUUCCCAUCAAAUUCCCUGAUUUCUUUGAAGGAGCAAGAACUCCUUGGAAGGGAAUCCUAAUGUAUGGAGUAAAAUUUUAAAUUUAACAAAUAGCCCCCUGGAACAGGAAAAACCUAUUUGGCAAAGGCAUGUGCAACAGAAGCAGAAGGAACCUUCUUCUCUGUAUCUUCUGCUGAUCUCAUCUCUAAAUAUGUGGGAGAGAGUGAAAAACUGAUUAAGACACUAUUUACUAUGGCUAGAGAAUAGAAGCCAUCCAUUAUUUUCAUAGAUGAAAUCGAUUCCAUGUGUGGAGCAAGAGGAGAAGGCUAAAAUGAUGCAAGCAGAAGAGUAAUCACUGAAUUCUUAGUUUAAAUGUAAGGAGUCGGACAUGAUGACAAGGGAGUCUUGGUUCUAGGUGCAACCAAUCUUCCAUGGGCUCUAGAUACUGCCAUUAGGAGAAGGUAUUACUUUUACUCAAAAUAUAUAGAUUUGAAAAAAGAAUCUAUAUUCCACUUCCUGAUGUGUAAGCUAGAGAAUAUAUGAUCUAAAAUUCUCUCAAGAAAACCAAGACUACAUUAACAAAAGAGUAAUUUGAAGACCUGGCCGUAAAAACUGAAGGAUACUCUGGAUCAGAUAUUAGUGUCUUGGUUAGAGAUGCUGUCUAUGAACCAGUUCGUAAAUUACAAUCAGCCAAGAAAUUCAAGUAAAUCCCAGUCAAUGGUCAAUUGAAAUGGACUCCAGUUGCCGAGAAUGAAGAUGGAACUCCUAAGACAUUCAUGGAAUUAAGUCAAGGAGAUAUUGCCAUUCCUGAUGUUUGCUACAAUGAUUUCUUACUAGCUUUGAAAAAAUCCAAGAAAUCUGUUUCACAAGAUUAAUUAGGAGAAUUUGAAAGGUGGACUAAAGAAUUUGGACAAGAAGGUUGAUUGUUUGCCU